Cucurbitaria berberidis CBS 394.84 is the source of this 2268-nucleotide messenger RNA. RefSeq lists its product as uncharacterized. The transcript has 2 exons. NCBI's taxonomy places the organism in Eukaryota, Fungi, Ascomycota, Dothideomycetes, Pleosporales, Cucurbitariaceae. The record is from RefSeq and is a predicted model, not a curated record. The coding region runs from base 138 to 2102 and encodes 654 amino acids.
CGAUGAUGAUUGCGUACCAUUCGUUGCUGAUUGCACAAGUAUCACUUCUUCGUAUAUAGUGCUAGACCUAUUCGCGCCAUGAGACUUGUAUAUAGAUAAUUCCCAUUACCGCCUCUUCGCUCGGUUCAUGCCCCAGCAUGGCCGCACACGAUAUCCCAUCGAACAUCGCCCGCAACACUACUACGGCCCCGGUAGACCUCGACGUCGAGCAUGGCACACACGACCAUGACAGGAUAACACCGAGUGGAUCUUCGUCAUCGACGCCGGACGACUCAGGGUCCAAAGCAGCGACGCCGAAUGCUCGACGGAGUUUAGAGAUUGAGGAUGCGCGUCCUCGUCAUCGGUCAAUGUUUGGUUCGCGCUGGAGGAGAAGUGUUGGAGACAAGAUACCUGCGCCGGUCGCUCGUUAUGGAAAUAAGAUGGUGAAUUGGAUUAGAGGACCACAGCCACCGAGGACAUACCGCAUUGCCCCGUUCUUCGAGCGUUGGCAGACGUUCCCUGUGAGGCUCCUUGCGCGGCUCCCGAAGUGGUUGCGCAUUUGCAUAUAUGCCAUUUCCUGCAUACUUUGGAUCAUACUAUUUGGUGUUAUUCUUAGCGAUUACAGUCUGCCUUCAAACUUUGGAGGCGUUGGGGCACCCGUGUCGCUGGGCUGUGUUUCUUCACUAUGGCCCUCCCCGCAAUCUUGUGGUCUUGACGGCCGCAAUUGCCUCUUCAACUCCUCCUUCGCUUUCAAAUGCCCCGCCGGCUGCCUGAGCGCGCGAGUCCUCAAUCCACGAGCUAUUGGCGCUGAAAGGAUAAACUACCGGUCACUUGUUGUAGGAGGGACACCUGACGUCUCGGCGAAUAAUCAGCUGGUAUACCGAGCUGACUCUUUCAUAUGCGGUGCGGCGAUCCACGCGGGCGUGGUAAGCAAUGGGAACGGAGGCUGUGGUGUCCUAUCCGCACUUGGAGAGAAGAGCAACUUCGGCGCAACAUCACGGAAUGGCAUUUCAAGUUUGGGUUUUGACUCAAGAUUCCCCUUGUCUUUUACCUUCAACCAAACUUCAGCCAUUAUCAACGCCUCAGACCAAUGCCGGGACCCAAGAUGGAACCUACUCAUACUGUCCACCAUAUUUACGGCCUUAUUCGGCCUCUUUACAUCUAGUCCUGCGACCUUCUUUGCUCCCAUCUUUACUAUCCUUUUCUUCCAGGUUUCCAUGGCCUCCGAUCCCCCUUCGUACAUCAAUUACCCAUCUCUAGCUUCUACCACGCUUGGCCGCUUCCUGCCUGCAGCUUUCGUCGCCGCCCUCUUCUAUCGUUUCAGUGUCCGCAAAACGCUGAGGGGUUGUAAAGCUCACGUUGAGAAGACCGUGCUGUGGAUUGGAGGAGCCUGGACCGGUGCAUUAGGUAACUACACCUUUGACAAGAUUCCAAUUCAGCGAUUGACGGGCCAUGAUAUACGCCAACAGCCUGGUGCCAUCACAGCUCUUGUUAUCAUAGUUCUCGUGCUUUUUGCUGUGGUGCUGUAUCAGGCUUGGUGUUUUCGCAACGAAGGACGACUACCACGUUACUUGGCAUUGUACGCUACGCUAGGUAUCAGUCUGGGUAUCCUCGCUGCGAUGCCGAAACUCAGCCUGAGAAUCCAUCACUAUAUCAUCGCCCUACUCCUUCUACCCGGCACAGCGCUGCAGACGCGCGCCAGUCUCCUUUGUCAAGGCAUCUUAGUCGGCCUGUUUGUAAAUGGAAUCGCGCGCUGGGGCUUCGAUCCCAUUCUACAAACCGCUGCUGCUUUACGGGGCGAUGCACAGCUCGGCUCUGGCAUUCCCUCUAUCCUCGAGCCUAUCAUAAACGAUACCAACAUCACAUUUAUGUGGGAAGGCUUACUGCGCGGGUACGAAGGUGUCAGUGUUUUAGUCAACGAUGUAGAGAGAUCGAGAGGAUUCAAUCAAGUCGGCAACGGGAGCUUUACGUGGAGAAGACAGGCCCUUGAGGCGCCGGAGUACUUUAGGUUUGGAUUUGUCAAAUCUCUGCCGUUUGGCAGUGUAAGCUACAGUGACUUCACUAGAGCGGGGACUUGGUGGCCCAACGGGACGUGGGGCGGGAUACCACCUGGACGUACUUGAAUACUGUGGAGUCUGUAGAUGUGCUAUAGAUAAAUAUAUAGAAACGAGUAUUUAAUUUGGCAUUGCUGGGUUGCAUCAUACAGCGAUUACAGAAAGGUGUUGAUGCCGUAAAAGAAGAAUUUCGUACCAUCCGCAAGCCCAUGUCGUCGUAACUAGAGUAUAUUCG